AUGCAGAGGGUGUCACGCAGAGGGUGUCAGGCAGAGGGUGUCACGCAGAGGGUGUCACGCAGAGGGUGUCACGCAGAGGGUGUCACGCAGAGGGUGUCAGGCAGAGGGUGUCACGCAGAGGGUGUCAGGCAGAGGGUGUCACGCAGAGGGUGUCAUGCAGAGGGUGUCAUGCAGAGGGUGUCAUGCAGAGGGUGUCAGGCAGAGGGUGUCACGCAGAGGGUGUCAGGGUGUCAUGCAGAGGGUGUCAUGCAGAGGGAGUCAUACAGAUGUGUCAUGCAGAGGGUGUCACGCAGAGGGUGUCACGCAGAGGGUGUCACGCAGAGGGUGUCACGCAGAGGGUGUCACGCAGAGGGUGUCAUACAGAGGGUGUCAUACAGAGGGUGUCAUACAGAGGGUGUCAUACAGAGGGAGUCAUGCAGAGGGUGUCACGCAGAGGGUGUCACGCAGAGGGUGUCACGCAGAGGGUGUCACGCAGAGGGUGUCAUGCAGAGGGUGUCAUGCAGAGGGUGUCAUGCAGAGGGUGUCAUACAUGCAGAGGGUGUCAUGCAGAGGGUGUCAUACAGAGGGUGUCAUACAGAGGGAGUCAUGCAGAGGGUGUCACGCAGAAGAGGGUGUCAUGCAGAGGGUGUCACGCAGAGGGUGUCACGCUGA
This is a messenger RNA of Knipowitschia caucasica, 651 nucleotides long. NCBI's taxonomy places the organism in Eukaryota, Metazoa, Chordata, Actinopteri, Gobiiformes, Gobiidae. The record is from the annotation of a GenBank genome assembly.